AUACUUGCUUAAACCGCAUCACAGAAAUGGCCCUAGUAGUGGAAGACAAGCGUGCAGGUGCUGUGAUCGUGCAUGGAGCUCAAGAGUGCUACCAACAAUCCAUUGAUCUCUUGCAAGAGAUGGGGUUUCCUAAAGGUGUUUUUCCCCUGAAAGACCUAGUGGAGUGUGGAAGGGUGAAGGAAACUGGGUUUGUGUGGAUGAAGCAGAAGGCGCCGUACGAGCAUUACUUUGUUGGGUCGAACACGAGAGCGAGCUAUGAAACUGAGGUGACUGCGUAUGUGGAGAAGGGGAGGAUGAAGAAGAUGACUGGGAUCAAGAGCAAGCUGGUGUUUCUUUGGGUGCCUAUUACUGAGAUGAUCAUGGAGGAGCCAUCAACCAAGAAGAUCACUUUCAAGACUCCGAUGGGGAUCGGGAGGUCUUUUCCGGUCACGGCUUUCAUGACCGAGGAGGAGAAGCAGAAGUAUAUGGAGAAUGGUAACGAAGAGUAAAGUUGGGGGAUCGAUGUCUAGUAUUGUAUUGUGGUAAAACUUGGGUUAAUUCCGACUUCGAGUUUUCAUGAUUGAUGAUUCUGUCUAACAAAUUUCAAUCGGCGGUCUAUGCAGACAUAUUAUGUUAGAUUUUCAUACUUUAUGAAUUUAUGAUCCUAAGA
Molecule: messenger RNA, 649 nt
Organism: Fragaria vesca subsp. vesca
Lineage: Eukaryota; Viridiplantae; Streptophyta; Magnoliopsida; Rosales; Rosaceae
Exons: 1
Coding region: 27-488 (153 amino acids)
Source: RefSeq, a predicted model, not a curated record